This is a messenger RNA of Tribolium madens (black flour beetle), 1201 nucleotides long. RefSeq names its product iodotyrosine deiodinase 1. Gene Ontology annotation, molecular function: oxidoreductase activity. The record is from RefSeq and is a predicted model, not a curated record. NCBI's taxonomy places the organism in Eukaryota, Metazoa, Arthropoda, Insecta, Coleoptera, Tenebrionidae. The coding region runs from base 195 to 1070 and encodes 291 amino acids. The transcript has 4 exons.
CGAAUUUGUGUCAGUCAUACUCCGGUGCUGCAUCUGUUAAACUCAAGUCUACAUCAAAUAUUUCAUAAUCGUGCUAUAAUUAUCUCAUUUGACAUUAAUAAUAUAAUUAUUGUUGCGAUAGUGCGGUAUCUAGGUCAUAAACUUUCUGUGUUAAUUCUCUAUUACAAUUUCAUUAUUUGCGAAUCUGAAUCGCGAUGUUUUUUGAACUUUAUUGGCAAUAUUUUGUAAUUGGACUAAUUCUAUACGGUGUAGUGCGAUUAUUUUACAUUUAUUUCAAUAAAGAAAAAAGUGCACAGAGCCAACACAAGAAAGAUGACGAUUUUAAGACACCAGAUCAAAUUGCCGAAGUGAAGAACGAAAUUUCUGAUUCUGACCCCGAAGAUGACCUAACUCCCGCUCUUCCCAGUGAUUUGAAACAUGUGCCACUCAAAUUUACCAAACUACCCRUUGAAGAAACCCUGAAAAGAUCUGAAGAAUUUUACAAUUUAAUGAAUAAACGUCGCAGCGUCCGUACUUUCAGUUCCGAACCUGUCCCAAUGGACGUAAUCAAAAAUAUCAUUCGGACUGCAGGAACAGCCCCAAGUGGCGCCCACACCGAACCAUGGACAUUCGUCGUGGUAACAUCAAUGGAUGUCAAACAAAAAAUCAGAACAAUCAUCGAAGAAGAAGAAGAAAUUAACUACAAAAAAAGAAUGGGAAAAGUGUGGACAACUGAUUUGAAGCCGCUCAGAACAACGUGGAUCAAAGAAUAUUUAACCGAAGCUCCUUGUUUGAUUUUACUCUUCAAACAAAUGUAUAGUUUCAGGGGGGAUAAUAGAAAAAAGUUGCACUAUUACAACGAACAAAGUACUUCGAUUGCUGGUGGGUUUUUACUAACAGCAAUACAUUUCGCAGGUUUGGUUUCAUUAACUUCAACACCGUUGAACAGUGGUCCUGCUCUUAGAACGUUGCUGGGGAGACCCUCUUCGGAAAAACUUACUUUGCUAUUUCCGGUGGGAUAUCCGUCCAAAGAUUGUCUGGUUCCGGACCUGGAACGAAAACCUGUUGACCAAAUAAUGGUAGAAGUUUGAAAGAAUAAUUCACAUUUUGUCCACUGUAAUAAAAAAAAAUUUCUGGUUUUUUGUUUAUAACCAAAUACAUAAAAAAUUGAAAAACAUUUCUUGUGGUCUAUCGUUUUAAUAAAAUAUUGAUCUAUUGUAAA